Messenger RNA from Uranotaenia lowii, 3165 nucleotides. It is a transcript of the gene mol, whose product is annotated as dual oxidase maturation factor 1. Gene Ontology annotation, cellular component: endoplasmic reticulum membrane. Gene Ontology annotation, biological process: protein transport. The transcript has 13 exons. The record is from RefSeq and is a predicted model, not a curated record. NCBI's taxonomy places the organism in Eukaryota, Metazoa, Arthropoda, Insecta, Diptera, Culicidae. The coding region runs from base 1185 to 2453 and encodes 422 amino acids.
GGUGUCCGAUCGGAUCAGUUUACAAAGAACUUUGCUACGGGUCGGUCGAUAACGUGUUUCGUGUCUUGCCAGACGUUUUCUUCUUGAGUUCCAUCAGAGUCUCCGUGAGUAUCGUUUCCGGAACUAACUUUGUGUGUGCGGUCAUCUGCGGGGGAUAUUAUUGUGUCCGUGUAUUGUGUGAGGAUCGUUUUGGCGAUACGAUUGUGUUCUUGAUCGUUUGGAUAGAACGUGUACGCCGUGUUCUUCCAUAGGGUAUCCCAAGUGAUCUUUGAUUAAGAAAGAUCCCGCGGCGUGUUUGUCUCAUUCACUGCACACUGACAAUAAAACGGCGGCGGCAUCAUCGCAGCAGAGAUCAUCAGCAUCAGCAUUAGGAGCUCAGCGAAGCAGAUUUAGGACUAGGCUUGAGAACCAUACCAAAUCGUCAUCACUUCAGAGAGUCACAGCCAAGUGUUAGUGAUCAAGCUACGAUCAGCAUCACUAGAAGAAAAACAAAAGCAGAAAGUGAAGAAGGGAGCAGCAGCAGCAGAAGAAGUAGUUGAAGAAGCUACAACAACCACAACAACAAAAAGUGUAAUUUAAACGCGAAAACAGUGAAGUAAUACAAUCGCCCAACAGGCUGAUUAAAUAAUUCGCACUAGUGCCUGUAGAGGAGAGUUAGUUGUGGUUAGAUUCUGGGUUAUACUGUGUCGGAUAGCCGGCCAUUUGAAGUGUUUGGGGGUAGUUUCUUCGAUAGCUUCAAGCUUUCAAUUUCUGUGCGACUGCGCAAACGGUGUGAAGUAAUCUUGCAAUUUAAUUGCAAAUUAUCCGUUGAGAAACGACAACGACAAACACAUCGGCGCGUUGUGGGAAAAUAGGUUCUCGUGUUAUCUUCUGCUUCUUCUUCUUCUUAGUCGUCGCCGUCUUCAUCUUGCGGAACGGAUUAAGAGCGGAAAGCAGCGUUCCGGGAAGUACAGCUGAGUUGAUCAGAUUUCGGCGGCGCUAGUGUUGUUGUGGAGCUCAAUAAAUUGUGCCUCUCUGCGAUCGAGCCGAGGUUGACAGAACGUUGAAAAGAGGUACAACUGAACAUCGAAACAGCUUCGUAAGGUAAUCCAUCGGUUCUUUUGAGCUUGUAACAAGUGUAUGGAGCCGAUAACGUAAAAGCCACAAAAUAGUUCCCACCAAAAUAAAGGCCGACCUUUCCUAGAAUGAAGGGUUGGUUCGAUGCCUUCCGAGACGAUGGGGCCCCAACUCUUUACUCGUUCUCGAACCGAACUCCGGUCACCGGCGAUGUUUCGAUUGUGGCCGUUUGCGUCAUGUUCGCCACUAUCUAUCUGGCAUUUUUGGUCAUCUUCCCCGGUGUUCGAAAGCAGAAAUUCACUACCUUCACGACAGUUACGCUUAGCUUAUUUGUAGGACUAGUCAUUUUAGUUACUCGGCUUGGUUCAGGAUGGCACGUGGCCCAAUCGACCAUCGUCGCACCGUACAAGGCGUUCUCCCGAGAGAAGCUUCCGGCCAAAUUGGGAGCCCACAUCGGUCUGAUGCACAUCAACAUCACCCUGGCGGCACUCCCUGUCGGAAAUUGGACGCCCCCGGAUAUUGACUUCAACGAACGAUUUAGCUGGAACCAGGCUAAUGAUAUGGGCAAUUCGUACAAAAACGCACUUCAGCGUGGCUUGCCGUAUCCGAUUCUAACCGUGGCCGAGUACUUCAGCCUUGGACAAGAGGGAUUCGCCUGGGGUGGCCAGUAUCGGGCUGCUGGGUACUAUGCCAGUAUCCUACUAUGGGCUUCUUUCGCGGCUUGGUUGCUGAUGAAUCUGCUGCUGGUGGCAGUUCCACGUUACGGGGCCUACACGAUGACCCUGACCGGGGCCCUGUUGAUCGGGGCCAGCGUUGGGUACAGCCAUAUGCUUCCGAAACGACCGCUGACGAUAUUCAUUGAGGGUGGACGCAUCAGUUUCCAGCUGGGAUGGUGCUUCUGGCUUGUGCUGGUCGCAGGUAUCCUAUGUUUGUCGGUGGGAUUGAUGAUUUCGAUAAUCGACCUGGUAUGGCCACAUCGCUUCUCGACGAUUUUAGAGGUAUACUACGACACUCCUUACGACAGACACGUGAUAUUGGAAGAAUCUCACGAUGUCAGAUAUCGCAAACGCAACAGCAAAGGUCUGGAGGAUCCUCCGGGCUUGGGAUCCAGAAUCUUACGACGCUUAUCAUCGAAAACGCGAGACCAAUCCAAUGACAAGGCGGGCGUGGAAAAUCGAGGCUUCCAGCAUGAUGCCCCGAAGUCACCCUGGCGCUAUCCAUUCCGACGGGCUCAGCAGACUCCACCGCAUGGAAUCCAGCGAACCAUAUCACAAGACUCUAACUCUAGCAUAGCAUCAGCAGCGGCCAUGUCCCAGUCAUUGCACAAAGUUGCACUCUCCAGAAUGCUACCCAGAAAACCUCCUCUGGAGCGAACUCGUGAAAUUUCCAACUGGUAGCCGAAUUAGGUUUCUCUAUAAGGUUUUCUUCAUCAGGCCGGUUCAAAACUGGCAGCCAAUUCUCACAAAUGCAUCAACGGACGCGAGCAUAAACUUACACAUAAAAGAAACAAAAAAACUAACCCGCAUGUGCAUACGUUUACGUGAUGAAUUUCUUGUGAUAUUAAAUCGUAAAACGCAAAGUCGGUUAUAAUUCCCAACUAAUUAGCAAUACAACAAAAAAUCACGCGGCGGAGUUGAAGGCUCGACGAGACGAGAGACUCUUUCAGGCAGAUUAUUUUUAACUAGGACAAAACAAUUUUAGCUAGACACCAAUAGUACGUAAGGGAUCAAGAAAAUGGCUUCGUAUGGAGCAAAUUUUGAUUAAAAGGUCAAAUCCUAGCGGAUAGUAGUAUUCUGUGAAUUAAUGGAUCAUGAUUAUAGUUUUUAAAGAAGACUGUUUAACGACGCGUGAAUGAAUAGAUAUCCUCAUAGAGCCAGCAAAAUUUGAAAAAAAAAGAAGCAUGCAAAGAUUACAUUUGAAGCCUUCCAUUCUACUCUAAGUUUUAACUUAUUAGCAAGAAACUCUUUUAGGAUUCUUUUUAUAUAAGGCAUUUAGAAAACCUACCAUUUGUAACGUAUAGUAUUGAAUUCAAAUCAUCGAUUUAUGAAUGUUUGUAUAAGUGAAAAUUAGUUAAUAAGAAAUCCAAGAUUGUAAUAAAAUUUUAUCAAU